Molecule: messenger RNA, 3110 nt
Organism: Aspergillus welwitschiae
Lineage: Eukaryota; Fungi; Ascomycota; Eurotiomycetes; Eurotiales; Aspergillaceae
Product: putative capsular associated protein
Exons: 7
Coding region: 109-3102 (997 amino acids)
Source: RefSeq, a predicted model, not a curated record
GCGGAUCUUUCUUUCUGCGCCGGAAUUUGCCUGUGCGCUGCAUGAUGUGAAUGUCAUUCAAACCAUGAUGGCUAUUAGCUUUCUGUGCCCAUAACUUUCUUUGGCGUCAUGGUAUUUCUCUCUGCUGAGACCGGCCUCAAGGCCGCGGUAGGGGUAUUCUUACUAAGUUGUACCUUUAUCUCGACGUCUUACAAGACUACUUUCGCUUUCGACCACCCUCUCAUCACAGCCGUACUGGCCUGCUACUUUGCGGGGAUCUGUCUUUUAAUUCUGAGCCGAUUCAUCCAUCGCAUACCGAAGAUCGCUUCGUCUGCACCUAAAUACUCCGCCAUUCCUCUCACAGAACGGGACCAAACGCUCGAAGAGCCAUUUUCGCCGAUCAGCUUAGACAGUAACAGCAGUUUUGCGCUCACUCGCUCGCGCAGCUCGGCGCGUUGGAUCAAACUAGGUCUACUCUCGGUGCUUGGAUGCAUCCGAAUUGCUUUGUAUCGCGACCUCACUUUCCACACUGAAUGCGCGCCGGAUGGAUACGCGUAUUCCAUACCUUUCUUAUUGGCCCUCUACGACUAUUGGCACAAUCAACGCAAUCGACCGGUUGCGAAAUGGUCCGCUCCUGAGCGUCCGCAGAAUGCGCAUCUGCGUGCCGUAGCUACCUUUGCCAGUCGCAUGCACAAUUUCCUCUUUCAGAGCCGCCUGAGAUAUGUCAUAGCGGCCUUUUUUCUCCUAACUGGUGGAUACAUCACCAUAACGUUCAGUCAUGGCUUGCAGUCAACAUACAUCUGCCCCAAUACUUCUAGUGUAUAUACGCGCAUGCGUGUCUUCACGAUCUUCAGCCUCAUUCUCGACUCGUUGAUCUUAAUCGGCGCGGCUGAACUGGCGAGUGAAGGAUCCCGGUCGGGGGACACCAUCAGGAAGCCGCCUUUGGCUUCCUGGGCCUAUAGCCUACUGGGAGUGGCUAUCUUUUAUACCAUCGUUGUUAUCAUUCUCGUCGCUACUUCCGACGGCGACGACCGCUUCAUCAGUGCUCAAUACCUACGCAGUGCGGUGGGUCAAGCAGUGCUGGUGACUUGUGUGGUCGCUGCGGCGUCCCAAUUGAUCCCGUACUAUGGUAUCGCUGGGCUGGCUGUGCUGGCGGGCUUCGUCACGCUCUACUUCACUUGGGCGUCCACUCUGUUCAACGGACAACAUCCAUUUCCAUUGAUUUUCGCCUCCCGCGCCUUCGCGGCUCUUUUCUUCAUCUUUGCGGGAGCCGUAGCCUUUCUUUAUGCUCGAACUGCUUCAGAAGAUGAAGCGCAAUUCCUAUAUCGAUUCAACCUGGCUAUGCGAAUUACUUUCGCUUUUCUUACUGUAAUCGGCCUCGUCCUGGUGCACCAGCAGCAUAGCGCCGCGCAUCUGCAUCCUAUUGAUCUGCUUGUGUACGACGGGAGACAGCACCAUGAUCAAUGGCUUGCGCGGGCCAACAGCAGUCAAACUCUCGCCGAUGCUGUUAGGAAGUACCGCGCCCAAUACAAUCAACAUCCACCACCGAAUUUUGAUAAGUGGUACGAAUAUGCUGUCAACCGAUCUUCCCUAGUCAUGGACGAGUUCGACCAAAUAUAUGCCGACCUUCUACCCUUCCGCGCAUUGCCGCCUGCGCAGAUCCGGGACAUGACGCAAAAGCUGGCGACAAACCCUUACAAUGAGAUCGGUGCGAUCAGCAUCCGUAACGGCAAAGCUCGAGUACAGGAAGGGAUCAAGCCCACGCAUGCGUGGAUGGUAAUUAGCGCUUCCAAGAUGAUCGAGAAGUUUGCCGAGUUCCUCCCGGAUAUGGAUCUCGCAUUCAACCUGAACGAUGAGCCUCGGGUUUCUGUUCCCUGGGAGAAGGUUUCGGUACUCCGGCACCAAGCGAGAUCUUACGGUUUACCACCGGAGGACAGCAUCCAAACCGAAUGGUCGACUGAUCGCGGUGCUCAGUGGGGACCAAUCGAGCCGGCCGACCAGACGACAGAAACCAUGUUCGUUGACAACUCCUUUAAGCAUAUCUUCGAUCGCUACGUGAGCUCCACCUGCCCACGCUCCUCCAAAGCUCGCAGUCAGCGCAUCUGGGACCGGCGACACAUCUGCCUCAGCUGCGUUCGUCCCCACUCGCUGGGAGAGUUUCCGUCCGACUGGACCGCUGCGACAGACAUCUGCCACCAGCCCGACCUUGCCUCUCUGCACGGGUUCUUCCUGUCCCCAGCAUCCUUCAAAGUCACACAAGACUUGACCCCCGUCUUCAGCCAGAGCACAAUCGCCGGCUUCAACGACAUUAUUUUCCCCAGUCCUUGGAACUACGUCGACAAGAUUGAAUACAAGCCAUCAGAAGAACACCCCGAUGCAAACUACACCGACAAAACCAACACACUCUUCUGGAUCGGCAGCACAUCCGAAGGCGUCAGCAACCACGGCGAAUGGAAAGGCAUACCACGCCAACGCCUCGCCCACCUCGUGAACAACAACACACUGAACAGCGUCUCCGUCUUUCUCCCCACCAACGAAACAGACACGUACAUGUAUGAAGUCCUUAACGGCCGCGCCCCCUCCGACAUCCUCCAUCUCGACACCUCCGUCAACGUCAUCGACCCCAUCGUCCGCUGCCGCAGAGAAGACUGCGACGACCAAAGCAAAGAACUCGGCGCGGCCUCCCGCGUCGACUUCCAAUCCCAUUGGCAAUAUCGCUACUUGUUCGACUCGGACGGUGCCGGCUUCAGUGGCCGCUUCCUCCCCUUCAUGCAGAGUCACAGUCUCCCAUUCAAGACCGGUCUGUUCCGUCAAUGGUUCGACUCACGUAUCACCCCCUGGCUGCACUUUGUGCCGAUCGAUCUUCGUCUGCACGGAUUAUGGAGCACCCUGGCGUACUUUGCCGGCGUGGACACGACUCUCACGGUAAAUGGCGCCACAAGGCACGUCCACAUGCCGCCGCACGAUAUCGAGGGGACUUGGAUUGCCGAGGAGGGGCGAAAAUGGGCCAACCGAGUGAUUCGCAAGGAAGAUAUGGAGAUUUACUUCUUCCGGUUAUUGCUAGAAUGGGGACGGAUAACUGAUGACCAGCGAGAUGUGUUGGGAUAUCGACUUGACAUGUAAUGAUUAUG